Molecule: messenger RNA, 495 nt
Organism: Exophiala aquamarina CBS 119918
Lineage: Eukaryota; Fungi; Ascomycota; Eurotiomycetes; Chaetothyriales; Herpotrichiellaceae
Exons: 1
Coding region: 1-495 (164 amino acids)
Source: RefSeq, a predicted model, not a curated record
AUGCCUCCCUUAGAUGACCAGCACGCCACAAAGCUGAAUGAAUGGGCGAACAAAUAUCGCGGUGCUACCGUCGCCGACUUGGACCUCCCUCCUGCCCUUUCGACCUCACCAGCAACCUCGCUCUCUUCUGCUCUCCUGUCAGCCUCCUCACACGACUAUUCGCACUUAACCGUUGUCUCGGACAAUACCCGUUCCCUCCUUGGUUAUCUGUCCGUCUCUCAUUUGAAAAACCUCUUUGAGACAAAACAACUUGAUCCUUCAGACCCGGUCUCCAAGGCCAUGGUCAAGUUCCAACGCGGCGGCGGCAAGAAAUAUCAAAUCAUCACCAUGGAAACUGAAUUGUGGGAGUUGGAAGGUUUCUUUGAGAAUGUUGGUCCGUUUGCGACCGGCGCCAAUCAAGACUUUGCUGUAGUUACUGACGGUGGCCGCAAAUUUGUUCUCGGGGUUGUGACGAGGGGCGAUCUGGCCGAGUUCGUCAAGAGAAGACCAGCGUGA